Molecule: messenger RNA, 2511 nt
Organism: Osmerus eperlanus (European smelt)
Lineage: Eukaryota; Metazoa; Chordata; Actinopteri; Osmeriformes; Osmeridae
Product: haloacid dehalogenase-like hydrolase domain-containing 5
Exons: 8
Coding region: 222-1547 (441 amino acids)
Biological process (GO): glycerophospholipid biosynthetic process
Cellular component (GO): mitochondrion
Source: RefSeq, a predicted model, not a curated record
GCCACUGCUCAACCCCCUUCUUGUUGGUAAAGUAGAAUUCUCAAGGACCUCCCACUCCUCAUGUGUCGUCAUCUAGCCUCAGCCGGAGAGAAUAUUUAUAAGAGAGAGAAUCGGGGAAAAACAAGUCGUACCGAACCGCCUGCGUAGGCUAAGCCGGCUCCCCUUGUCCGGGGCUUUGUUUUUUUCUAGAUAGCCGGUAUAGCUAAAAAAAAAAAAGGGGGAUGAAGGGACUCCUGCCAUUUUACCGGGCGUUUUACACCUUAAGUAACCGACAAGCCAAGCGAAAUGCUGGAUUUGCCGGUUCUCAGCGCGGGUUUUGCGGAACCGUGUCUGAUGGCAAGCCACAGCCUGGCUUUGGCCUGCUUUUCGACAUUGAUGGGGUGCUUGUCAGAGGAAAAACUCCCAUUCCUGCUGCCAAAAAGGCCUUUCAAAAACUGGUGAAUUCUCAGGGACAAUUUGUGGUGCCAGUUGUGUUUGUCACGAAUGCGGGAAACUGCCUUCGACAAACUAAAGCAGAUCAGCUCUCCCACAUUCUUGGGGUGCCUAUCACACAGGACCAGGUCAUUAUGUCCCAUAGUCCUCUGAGGAUGUUCACACAGUACCAUGAGAGAUGUGUUCUUGUGUCAGGUCAAGGACCAGUCCUGGACAUUGCCAAAAAUCUGGGCUUCCAAAACGUGGUUGGCAUUGACAUGCUGAGAGAGUCCUUCCCUUUGCUGGACAUGGUGGACCAUAACAGACGACCUAAACUUCCUUCCACCUCCAUUGUCAACCUUCCAAACAUAGAGGCUGUGAUUCUCUUUGGCGAGCCCAUUCGAUGGGAGACUAACCUGCAGCUAAUUGUUGACAUCUUGUUGACCAAUGGGAACCUGGGCAGUACCCACCAGCCCCAGAAGCUGCCCCACCUCCCUCUGCUGGCCUGCAACAUGGACCUCAUGUGGAUGGCUGAGGCGCAUUCUCCACGGUUUGGUCAUGGGACUUUUCUAGUGUGCCUAGAGAACAUUUACAAGAAGAUCACAGGUAAAGAGUUAAAGUACGAGGCUCUGAUGGGGAAACCCAGUGAACUGACCUACCACUUUGCAGAAUAUCUCAUCAGGGGCCUGGCUGUGGAGAAGCAAUGGAGAUUGCCCAUCACUUCCCUCUAUGCUAUAGGUGACAACCUCAUGACUGACAUAUACGGUGCCAACCUCUACAACCGCUACUUGGAGGAGAGGACAGCCAAGAAGAAGUCCAAAGCAAUGGCCAAGUUGGCAUCCGCCACUGGCUCCAGCACAACCCUGCCUGAAGAUGUGGAGGUGGACAACGCCUGGGAGGGGGAACUCGCUCCCCCCUUAGCCACUUCCUGCAAGUCAAUCCUGGUGUGCACAGGGGUUUACAACCCACACACAGAGGUGCCCACAGAUGCUAACCAGUGUAUCAAGGAGACUGUGUUUCACGGGCACCGUGACUUCCGUUUCGACCCUGCACUGGUGGAGCCAGGCCACAUUGUGCAGGAUGUCCACGAUGCCGUGGAUCUCAUCUUCGAGCAAGAGAAGUUUGUGCCUCUGUAGUUCAGGAUGUCAUCUUUCAAAAAACCUUUGAAAUAGUCUUGGGUUGUGUCAGAUUGAGGUGGUUAGGUGCAAGGGGAAAGUUAGUAUUAGAGGGAUAGGUGUUUGGAGAUAUAUAGUUCUAGAAAAUAUCCCUCUCAGUUCUCCACUAGAAAAGACCACUUUUAUCGACUUACUUGUGAUAAAUCCAACACUGUGGACAGUGUUUACAAGUCAGGGCAUUGAAGUAACUUCAUAAAGGUCAUGUUCAAAUCAUAACAUUGUAACAAGUACUUGACAGCUGAGACUGAACAGUUUUUCUCUCUGUUAUGUUGUUUUAUAGAUGUUUUUGGUUGAUUCAGCACAAUUACCCAAAUUGUAAGCAAUGACAAUUACAUUUAAAGAAUGCCUUAUUUGAUGUAAUUAAGUAUUUUCUUGUGCAUUAUAAACUUUUAGAUGGUCCGCCCAUCCUCUAUUUAUUAUUACAGUUAUGUUAGCUAUGUUUUUAAGUCCAUCGUAUUCAUUUUUUAUAUUUACAUUUGUCCAAAUGUUUUUUCUUUAAACAUUAUGCAUUUAACUUGUUUUUUUCUAUGCAUGCAUUUCAUUAGAUUGCAAAUUUGCACCGUGAGAACAUAAGAACAUAUUAUUUAGAGUGCAGUAUGGUCCUUUGACAGUGCUGUCUAAAUUGUCUAUUUACCUACAUGUGUAACCAUUUAAUGUGUUUUUGCACAGAAAAAAAUGUUCAUUUAAUGUUACCAUAUCUUGCAGGGCUGUUCAUCCUACCCAUAAUUGUAUGCAUUUCUUUUCAUAUGCAUACAACAAACUGUAACUAGCCAUUUAUAUUUAUAUGAACGAUAUAAAUAUAACAAAAGCUAUUUUUCCAUUGGUUGAUUACUUGUGUCUUUCAGUUAAAGCAUUUCAUAUUUUAAAAGCUCAAUAUUGCCUGGAAAGAGCAUAUGUUAGUUUACAUGAACACAAAUAACUCCCU